CCAGCCAUUCUGAAUCACGUUCUUCGCUCUUUGCUCUCUCAUCGUUAGCGAAUGAAAGCUCUUACCGGGGAGAGGAAAUUCAGAAGCUGCUGCUGCUGUAACCGCUUGAAUACAAUGGUCAAUGGGGCUCACCAACAGUGGAGAUUGCCAUGCGAAGCGGGCUGAGCAAGUUGUAAUCUGCAAGCGUUACAGACGGUGAUGUCACCACCAUGCAGACGACAAGAUCGCACCACCUUCGCCAGCUAUCCUCGCUCGUGUCGCUGACUCCAGGAUACCAAGCUCCCGACUGCAGAAGCCUCCUCGACUGGGCACGCGUGGUCUCCACCCGAGGCCAGCUCCAGGAAGUCCUUUCUCAACUGUACGCUCUUGCUUUGCCCAUUGACGACCAGGCCUUCGCUGCUCUUUUCCACGCUUGUGCCCGCCACAAAUGCCUGGAACAAGGCGAGGCCUUGCAUCGUUACAUGCUUCUUAACUGGAAUGGCCCACCGGACCUCUUCGUGUCGAACCACCUGGUCAACAUGUAUGCGAAGUGCGGGGAUCUAGAGUGCGCCCGCAAGGUGUUCGAUGAUAUGCCGCAUAGAAACCAUGUUUCUUGGACGGCUCUCGUUUCUGGGUAUGCACAGCAUGGCCGGGGGGACGAGUGUUUUAGUCUGUUCUCGGGUAUGUUGGCCCAUCACCGCCCGAAUGAGUUCGCGUUCGCCAGUGUGCUCAGUUCGUGCCGGGAGUGUGACGGUGAUCGUGGCCGACAGGUACAUGCGCUUGCCCUGAAAAUGUCCUUGAACUCGUGUCAUUACGUUGGGAACUCUCUUAUUGCAAUGUAUAACAAGACAAGUGGCCGCCAAAGUGGUUUUGAUGAGCAUAAAGAUGAGGCUUGGACUGUGUUUAGAAGUUUGGAAUCUCGCAAUCUGAUCACUUGGAACUCAAUGAUUGCAGGGUUUGAGCUCCGUGGCCUUGGAAGACUGGCUAUCAAUCUGUUCGCCCAAAUGCAUACAGGAGGAUAUGGAUUUGAUCGUGCUACACUUCUUGGAAUCUUUUCUUCCUUGUCAGAAACCAGCGGUGCUGAUGUUGGAUUUGCCCUUAAUUGUUGUCUGCAGUUACACUGUCUCACAGUUAAAACUGGUUUUACCUCAGAAGUGGAAGUGACGACCGCACUGGUGAAGGCUUAUUCAGAUCUUGGAGGAGAUGCCGCUGACUGCUACAAGCUCUUUUUGGAGACUGAUGCUCACAAAGACGUUAUUUGUUGGACGGGCAUCAUAGCAGCAUUGGCAGAACGUGAACCUGAAGAGUCCUUCUUCCUCUUUCGCCAGUUGCUUCGAGAGAGAAUAUCUCCCGAUUGGUAUACGUUUUCUAGUAUCCUAAAAGCAUGUGCCAGUCUUAUGACUGAGAAACAUGCCUUAUCGGUGCAUUGUCAAGUAAUUAAAUCUGGAUUUGAUGGGGAUACAGUGCUUGCCAACUCCUUAAUCCAUGCCUAUGCAAGAUGUAGCUGCAUGGCUUUGUCUAAGCAAGUUUUUGACCUGAUGGAUUCUCAUGAUUUGGUUUCUUGGAACUCAAUGCUUAAAGCUUAUGCUCUGCACGGGCAAGGUAGGGAGGCAUUGCAGCUCUUUGUACGAAUGAACUUCCGACCCGAUAGCAGUACUUUUGUUGCUCUCCUCUCCGCAUGUAGCCAUGCUGGACUGGUGGAAAAUGGAAUUAACAUAUUUGAUGCCAUGUCAACAGACUAUGGUGUUGCUCCACAGCUUGAUCAUUAUGCUUGCAUGGUCGAUAUUCUUGGAAGAGCUGGGCGUGUUCUUGAGGCACAGGAAGUGAUAAACAGAAUGCCUAUGCAACCUGAUUCAGUGGUCUGGAGUGCACUUCUGGCAGCAUGCAGGAAACAUGGUAAUGCACAACUAGCAAAAACAGCAGCUAUUAAACUGAAGGAGUUGGAACCUAAUAAGUCCUUGGGAUAUGUGCAACUAUCGAACAUUUGUUGUUCAGGCGGAAGAUUUGAUGAAGCUGGUCUAAUUAGAUACGAAAUGAAUCAUUCCAGAGUGAAAAAAGAACCAGGUUUAAGCUGGAUCGAAAUAGGAAAUCAGAUGCAUGAGUUUGCAUCUGGAGGAAGGAGACAUCCACUGAGGGACAAGAUAUAUGUGAAGCUUGAUGUAUUUAUUGGCAAGCUGAAAGAGCUGGGUUAUAUGCCAGAAACAUGCUUGGCAAUGCAUGACUUAGAAGAGGAGCACAAAGAGGAGCAAUUGCUUUACCACAGUGAGAAGUUGGCUUUAGUAUUUGCAACAAUGAAGGAAAGUAGUUUGCCAAGAGUUAUAAAAAUCAUUAAAAAUAUCCGCAUUUGUGUUGAUUGCCAUUACUUCAUGAAAAUGGCCUCAGAUCUUCUGAACAGGGAGAUAAUUGUGAGAGAUUCGAACCGAUUCCACCAUUUCAAAAGCAGGGUUUGCUCUUGCAAUGACUAUUGGUAACUCAUUUCCAGGAUUAGAUUGGAUUAAGUGGUUAUAUCAUUGUCCCUUCAUGAGAAGAUGUGAGCAACCCCUCCAAGAUUUAUAUGGCUGAGUGGGAUUCUAUGUGUUCAGCAUCAUAGCAUGGUAAGAAUUUUGUGAAGCAGAAAGUGCUUUCUGUUGAUUAAUUAUGUAAAUGUUCCAUUGAGUCCCGUUUUAGCUCCUUGGACAUGGAAGCACCUGAAGUAGAAUGUUCAAUCUGGACGUUGAAAGUCUUAGAAGAUAUCAUACUGCAGUUUCUAAGCAUGCAUUGGAGGCUUUUUAAGAGCUCAAGUGCCUUGCAGUUAGAUAUGAUUUCUUAAGUGAUAUGAAUAGCCUUCAAGUUCACUCCAUCGCACUUUCUGAACACAUUAUCUGGUGGCACUUGUGUGGAUCAACUUAAUCUCAGAGAAUGCUCGUUUAGGAUGGAGAUAUUACUGCUGACGAGGAUGAAAUGUUUGAAUAAGUCCCUGGUCCAAAGAAAUUGAGUUACAUCCGGGGUUGGGAGGCCAGCCCAAAGCCUCAGACAUCUCCUCCUAAUCCAGGGGUCUUGCAAAUGCUAGAAAGUCAAGUUCAGGAAGACACUAGCCAUGCGAGUGAGGCAACUAAAUGGCCAGGAGAUAUGCAAACGAAUCGAAAUGUCACGAGUACCAAGUGAAUCCGGGCAAAGUCAACUCGGG
This is a messenger RNA of Rhodamnia argentea, 3145 nucleotides long. RefSeq names its product pentatricopeptide repeat-containing protein At1g71420. Lineage: Eukaryota; Viridiplantae; Streptophyta; Magnoliopsida; Myrtales; Myrtaceae. Gene Ontology annotation, biological process: RNA modification. Bases 210 to 2450 code for a protein of 746 amino acids. Gene Ontology annotation, molecular function: RNA binding; protein binding; zinc ion binding. The transcript has 2 exons. The record is from RefSeq and is a predicted model, not a curated record.